Molecule: messenger RNA, 534 nt
Organism: Penicillium coprophilum
Lineage: Eukaryota; Fungi; Ascomycota; Eurotiomycetes; Eurotiales; Aspergillaceae
Exons: 3
Coding region: 1-534 (177 amino acids)
Source: RefSeq, a predicted model, not a curated record
AUGCAAACGUCUGGAAUCAUGAACCAGAGCUCAGUCCGCCGUAACCUUUUCCACGGGAACCUCAGCCGCAGACCUGCCUCUGCAGGACCGCCCAAUGGCGCAGUUCCUCAGAACCACAACGGCCUUUCCAAUCGCCCCUCGCACCGGCUGAAGACUACAUCUUCGGAUUCGGGACCGCAUACUCGACCAUACAAAACGUCGGAGACCAAAGAUAUUGUGGUUCGAGACAAGAAUGGUAGCUACAAGCUUGAGAUUCCGACGUUGCCGCAGGCCCUGGUUGGAGAGGAUGGAGAGGAGCUGGCCGAACUUGCGCCGGAGGAUGGAGGAUUUGAUUCUUCGGAACUCACUGGGCGUGACAAAGAGAAGUUUGAGGCCGCUCUUGUAGAAAUGAUGGUUCGGCACCGGACCAGGCAAUCGAACGGUGAACCUGAUGAGAUUCUAAACAUGGUCCACGAGAGCCUACGCAAAAAAGUAGCAUCAUUGGAUGACGAUAAUUGGAUGUUUGAACCCGAGAAGGACUCGAUUUCUAACUAA